Messenger RNA from Calidris pugnax (ruff), 2740 nucleotides. RefSeq names its product SURP and G-patch domain containing 1 (gene SUGP1). Gene Ontology annotation, cellular component: nucleoplasm. Gene Ontology annotation, biological process: RNA processing. NCBI's taxonomy places the organism in Eukaryota, Metazoa, Chordata, Aves, Charadriiformes, Scolopacidae. Gene Ontology annotation, molecular function: RNA binding. Bases 855 to 2528 code for a protein of 557 amino acids. The transcript has 13 exons. The record is from RefSeq and is a predicted model, not a curated record.
AGAGCAAGCAGAAAUCCUGUUUCAACAGAGCAGUAAAGGAGCCGGGUGGAGAGUGUGGGUAAAUGCUGUGAGCAGGGAGCUGAACGGUUCUGCUUGGGAAAAGCUGGGUGUGUUUUCAAGAUAAAUAGUUAUUAGCAUUUGUCUCCUUUUCUCUUCACGAUAAACACGUGCAAAGGGAGCUGGGGAGGAGGAUGGGUACCAUCACCAACAAGUUUUCUUUUUCUGUUCAGAGAUGACAGUACUGACAGCGAAGCCUGUGUUUCCAACAAGUUUGUUAACGAUGGCAGUUUCCUCCAGCAGUUUCUCAAGCUGCAGAAGGAAAAGUCAAGUACUGGUAGGUCGACUUCUGAGCAACAGGAGGCUUUUCCUUCUCCUGGUGAGCCCAGCUUUGUGUGAGCUGCCUCCGUGUGUAGUCACUUUAGAAACCCUGCUAUGAGCUGUUACCAGUAUGAGUAAGUUCUAAAGCAAUAAUGGCCCUUUUAAAUUCAGAUUAAAGUCUUGAGAUGCAAUAGGGAGGUUGGCCCCUUUCUCUUUUUCAGUGCUGUAAAGACAAGCAUCUCCCUUCUAGCUUGAAUCUCGCUUUUAAAAACCAUCACAGCUUUUACCUCUCACUGUCUUUAACUUACUCUGAAAAUAACAGCCUAUUGCAGCUGCGUUAACGGCCCGAGUUGUUAUUUAUUGUAACCUGCUGAGAUGAAACCAGGAAGGAUGCCCAGGAAUUAUUUUCCCCCCUCAUUCUUUUCUAAGAAACUCCCCCGAGUUCUACUCCUAAUAACUCGGCAAACGCUUCUGCGCCAAACGUUGGGAAGAAACCUUUGCUGUUUGGGAAGAGGCCAGGGCAGGUCCUGAGCAGCAUGCUGCACCAAGCCAGGAACUACUCCCAUUCCAAACAGAGCCCCGUCGUUAACCGCCUCAGUGUCUUUCAGUCGCCAGACGAAGAUGAGGAGGAAGAUUAUGAGCAGUGGUUGGAAAUCAAAGUUUUACCCCCAGAGGAUGCGGAGACCCGGCAAGUGGUGGAAAAGCUGGCUAGGUUCGUGGCUGAAGGGGGACCCGAGUUAGAGAAGGUGGCUAUGGAAGACUACAAGGAUAACCCAGCUUUUUCGUUUUUGCAUGAUAAGAACAGCAGAGAAUUCCUUUACUACAGAAAGAAAGUGGCAGAGAUAAGAAAAGAGAAUCAAAGUUCUCAGGCAUCCUCUUCUCAGAAAGUUUCACCCCCAGACGACGAAGAGACAAAGAACUCUGCUGAGAAACUGGCCAGGUUCAUAGCAGACGGGGGUCCCGAGGUGGAAGCUAUUGCCUUGCAGAACAACAGAGAGAACCACGCUUUCAGGUUUUUAUAUGAGCCAAACAGCAAAGGCUACAAGUAUUACCGGCAGAAGCUGGAGGAGUUCCGUAAGGCCAAAACCAGCACCCUGUGUGCCCCUUCACCAGUAGAGUCCAGUCUGAAAAGGAAGACGAGUCCCGAGGCAUCGCCCUCCCCCUUGUGCUUACCCCCCCUGCCCGUGCCCUCACCUCUGCCCCUUCCCUUGCCCCUUCCCUCUCCUUUACCCUUGCCUUUGCCCGUUCCCUCUCCCUUGACUUCGCCCUUGCCUGUUCCUCCCCCCUUGCCCAUUCCCUUGCCCGUGCCUUCCUCCUUGCCCUCACCUUCACCAUCAUCCUCUACGACUCCACCUGAUCAGACGGCGACAGCUUCUGUUGCAACCACCACGGCAACCACAGCUACAGGCACCACUAAAAAGAAGCGGAAGAGCAGGUGGGGGCCGGAGGAGGACAAGGUGGAAUUGCCCCUCCCGCAGCUUGUCCAGCAGCUGGAUUCUCCCUCCCCUCUUUCAGUUCAGGACCUCAAGGGUCUUGGUUAUGAAAAAGGGAAACCGGUUGGUUUGGUGGGUGUGACAGAGCUCUCCGAAGCCCAGAAGAAGCAGCUGAAGGAGCAGCAGGAGAUGCAGCAGAUGUACGAUAUGAUCAUGAAGCACAAGCGGGCCAUGCAGGAGAUGCAGAUGAUGUGGGAGAAGGCCAUCCAGCAGCACCAACACGGCUACGACAGCGACGAGGAGGUGGACAGUGAGCUGGGGACGUGGGAGCACCAGCUUCGCCGCAUGGAGAUGGACAAGACACGAGAGUGGGCUGAGCAGCUGACCCAGAUGGGCAGAGGGAAACACUUCAUUGGAGACUUUCUUCCGCCUGACGAGCUGGAGAAGUUCAUGGAGACGUUCAAGGCGCUGAAGGAAGGACGUGAGCCAGAUUAUUCCGAAUACAAGGAGUUCAAACUGACUGUGGAAAACAUAGGUUAUCAAAUGCUAAUGAAGAUGGGCUGGAAGGAAGGCGAGGGGCUCGGCUCGGACGGGCAGGGGAUUAAAAACCCCGUCAGCAAGGGAACCACAGCUGUGGAUGGUGCUGGCUUUGGCAUCGACCGCCCGGCCGAGCUGACCAAGGAGGAUGAUGAGUACGAGGCGUUCCGCAAACGCAUGAUGCUCGCCUACCGCUUCCGACCAAACCCGCUGAACAAUCCACGACGACCUUACUACUGAGAAUGUAUUAUUAUUUUUUGGGGGGGGACGAUGUGUUUUCAAACCAAUUGUAACUUGACUGUGAGAUGUUACGGAACUGCAUUAUCAUUCUCUUAUUUGCUGAUAUUGUCAAACUUAAGGGAAGUGACGAUGACCGUCGUUCACCCAGAAGAAAGGCCUGGGAGGGAGCCUGUUCCAUCCUGUGCUCUGGUGUCAUGACAACAGUGUGGUGA